AUGAAGGAACCCCAGCUUCCUCCAGCAGACAUCCCCAUCAGCACUUCCAGUUUAGCAGUCGCUUCAACGCGCAAAACACCCCGGUUUCUUAUCAUUGGUGCCGGAUCCCGCGGAAAUGCCUAUGCCCGUGCUGUGACAACAGCCACGCCUGGCGUCGUCCACGCUGUCGCGGAGCCGCACGAGUUCAAGCGGCGCUCGUUCGGACGGAAAUAUAUCUGGGGCACGGAGGGCUCCCCCCAAGAUGGGCAGGAUUUUGCCGACUGGCGCGAAUGGUUAGAAUGGGAAACAAAGCGGCGACAACACGCAGGAAAGGAAACUGCUCACCACAGCGAUGAACCUUCGACGACAGAAGGGCUAGAUCCUGUGGGCGUUGAUGCGGUGUUCAUCUGCACCCUUGACGAAACGCACGUCGAAGUGAUCCAAGCCAUCGCCCCGCUGCAACUACACAUUCUCUGCGAGAAGCCCCUCGCGCUUUCCCUCGCCGACUGCCUCACUGCCUACCGCACCCUCCAACCUCCACAAGGCCCUGAGGCCCACCCCCGCCCGGCCUCCGCCAUCUUCUCCAUCGGCCACGUCCUGCGCUACAGCCCGCACAACAUCCUUCUCCGCAGGCUGCUCCUCAUCGAGCGCAUCAUUGGCGACAUCAUCUCCCUCGAACACUGCGAGCCCGUCGGUUGGUGGCACUUCUCGCACAGCUACGUGCGCGGCAACUGGCGCCGCGCCACCCCGGCCGGUGAUGGCUCCCUGCUCACCAAGUCCUGCCACGAUAUCGACUUCAUCCUGUGGCUCCUCUGCUCCCCGCCGUCACUCGAAGAUGCCGGCCACACAUCGCACUUCCCGCGUUCUAUCUCUUCUGCGGGAUCUCUGACGCAGUUCCGCCGCGCCCGCAAGCCAGCUGCCGCCGGGACCGCCACCAACUGCCUUGCUUGCCCCGCCGAGCCCGACUGCAACUAUAGCGCGCCACGCAUAUACCGUGAUCACCACCUUGCGCGCGGCAACACAACCUGGCCGGUGAAGAUAGUCUGCCCGGACAUUGAAGAUGUGUACAAUACUCGUGGGGCCGCGGCUGCAGAGGCGCAUCUGCUCGCGUGCCUGGCCGAGGACUAUACCGAUGCCGAAUCCGACGCCGCCAUCGCCGCGCGCCCUUGGUACGGGCGGUGUGUAUACGAAUCCGACAACACUGUGUGUGAUGACCAGACAGUAACACUGGCGUGGGAUGACGAGGCGGAUGGGUCGCGGCUCGCGAAGACGGCGACGUUUCACAUGAUCGCACCGACAGAAAAGCAGUGCCAGCGCCGGGGCCGGGUGUACGGGACGCGCGGCGAGAUCGAGUACGACAGCCGCACGAUCUCAGUGUACGACUUUGCUUCAGCGAAGACGACGACGAUCGAUGUGCCUAACCCGCCGCCGGAGCGGGCAGAGUCGCAUGGUGGCGGGGACUAUGGGCUGGCAGGGAAGUUUGUGAGCGCGGUGGACGCGGUGCUGAAUGCGGAGAUGGAAGUCGAGACGGCGCAGGCGCGGUUCAUUGGAUGUACGCUCGAAGAGGCGGUGCAGAGUCAUGCAAUGGUGUUCGCGGCGGAGGAGGCGAGACGCGAGGAGCGGGUUGUGCGGUGGGCAGAGUGGUGGGAGGAGAAGCUGAGAGCUUCGGCUGCGACUUAA
Molecule: messenger RNA, 1659 nt
Organism: Penicillium macrosclerotiorum
Lineage: Eukaryota; Fungi; Ascomycota; Eurotiomycetes; Eurotiales; Aspergillaceae
Product: Gfo/Idh/MocA family protein
Exons: 1
Coding region: 1-1659 (552 amino acids)
Molecular function (GO): nucleotide binding
Source: RefSeq, a predicted model, not a curated record